AUGCAAAUUUUUGUUAAGACCCUAACGGGUAAGACUAUCACCUUGGAGGUGGAGUCUUCCGACACCAUCGACAAUGUCAAGGCCAAGAUCCAAGACAAGGAGGGUAUCCCACCAGACCAGCAGAGAUUGAUCUUCGCUGGUAAGCAGUUGGAGGACGGCAGAACUUUGUCUGACUACAACAUCCAGAAGGAGUCCACUCUCCACUUGGUCUUGCGCUUGAGAGGUGGUGGUAAGAAGAGAAAGAAGAAGGUCUACACCACCCCAAAGAAGAUCAAGCACAAGCACAAGAAGGUCAAGCUUGCUAUCUUGGGUCUAUUCAACGUCGACGCUGAGGGUAAGGUUACCAAGUUGAGAAGAGAGUGCCCAACUGAGACCUGCGGUGCUGGUAUCUUCUUGGCUGACCACAAGACUCGUCACUACUGUGGUAAGUGCCAUGCCACCUUCAUGAAGAAGGACUAA
Eremothecium gossypii ATCC 10895 is the source of this 459-nucleotide messenger RNA. It is a transcript of the gene RPS31, whose product is annotated as ubiquitin-40S ribosomal protein S31 fusion protein. Gene Ontology annotation, molecular function: ubiquitin protein ligase binding; structural constituent of ribosome; protein tag activity. Gene Ontology annotation, cellular component: nucleus; ribosome; cytoplasm. NCBI's taxonomy places the organism in Eukaryota, Fungi, Ascomycota, Saccharomycetes, Saccharomycetales, Saccharomycetaceae. The transcript has a single exon. The record is from RefSeq and is marked provisional. Gene Ontology annotation, biological process: translation; modification-dependent protein catabolic process; protein ubiquitination. The coding region runs from base 1 to 459 and encodes 152 amino acids.